Molecule: messenger RNA, 1248 nt
Organism: Panicum hallii
Lineage: Eukaryota; Viridiplantae; Streptophyta; Magnoliopsida; Poales; Poaceae
Exons: 2
Coding region: 1-1248 (415 amino acids)
Source: RefSeq, a predicted model, not a curated record
AUGGGCCCGGAGCCGGAGGCCACCACACCGCCGCGGCCCGAAGCUGCCCCCCAGGAGGAGGGCACCAGGCCCGCUGCGACGACCGAGGCAUCGGCAACAGAGCCGGGUGUCGAGGUCGGGCCCUCUCCAGCUGAGCUAGCAGCAGAGGGGACCGCUGCCACGGCAGAGGCUGCAGCACCAGGGGCAGCGGAGGUGGUGGAGGUCGCGGCGUCGGAGGUAGCAGAGGUGGCUGUACCAGGGGUGACAGAGGCGGCGGCACCGGAGGUAGCAGAGACAGCGGCACCGGAGGUCGCCGAAGUUGCCAGCAGCGCCGCCCCACCGGCAGAGGAGGAGGAACCGGAGGUUCGCCUGGGCGACCGCAUCAACUCCGUCUCUGCCUGCUACGCCGAGGAGCGCGCCAAGCUCGUGCUGGGGCACGAGCUUCUGCAGGAGGAGCUGGAGCAAGCUCGCGUCCGGGAGGCGGCGGCGCUCCAACAGGAGAAAGAGGCCAGGCGGCGGGAAACGGAAGCCCUUGAGGGGCUGAUCGCCGUGAAGGAGAUGAAGGUGGCGUUAGCAGACAGGGAGCGGGUCGCCCGGGAGCUGGCGGCCCAGGCCAGGAAGGCGUCAGCAGCGGUCGAGGCGGAAAAGUCCGCCCUCGCAGAUUUGGCGGCGGCGGCAGCAAAGAAAGAAGAAUGGCUGGUCGCCCGUGAAGUAGAGGAGGUGGCCCGGCUCCAGGAGCUCCAGAAACGGGAAGAGGCCAUGGAGGAGGAGCUGGCAGCCAGGAACCGAAGGCUCCAGGAACGCGAGGCUGCGCUCCAGGAGUGGGAGGCCAAGGUGGAGGGGCUCCUGGCAGAGCAGCGCGCCGGCUCCGGCCGGUUAACAAGAUGGGUCGGUACGGUGAACCCUCUGCUAGAGGCACUCGGAGCCAACCCCAUCUGGGUACCGGAGGCUCCUUCGCCAUUUGGCACCGCACUCCAACUGCUGGACUCCACCGCCAGGCGGCUACAGGACACGGAGGCCAGGAUGCAGGACCUCCUGGAGACAGAGGGGCGAAUAGUUGCUCGGGGGAUGGCUGAGUACAUCCUCACCAGCUUCCGGAGCCAUGACCCCUCCAUCCAGCUGACUCUUGUCUUGGUCGGACCCCUCCGGGCGACCGUAGCCGCCGCGCGAGAAGGGGUCCAGGUGGCGGUGGACAUGGUCGCGGCCCGCCUCCGGCGUCGUCCCGAACCUGCAGAGAGCGGAGACACCUCCAGCCAGCCAGGACAAUAG